Erpetoichthys calabaricus (reedfish) is the source of this 8743-nucleotide messenger RNA. RefSeq names its product probable G-protein coupled receptor 153. Gene Ontology annotation, biological process: G protein-coupled receptor signaling pathway. Lineage: Eukaryota; Metazoa; Chordata; Cladistia; Polypteriformes; Polypteridae. The record is from RefSeq and is a predicted model, not a curated record. The transcript has 6 exons. Gene Ontology annotation, molecular function: G protein-coupled receptor activity. The coding region runs from base 1262 to 3217 and encodes 651 amino acids. Gene Ontology annotation, cellular component: membrane.
GACAAUAGCCAAAUCUUAUCAAUGGUUCCGAACCCAAGGGAUGAAGGAUGAACCAUGGCAGAGGUUUUAUCUUGAAUUUCAAGUCUUCCCCACCAUUUGUGCUGUACCUCAUUGUGAACUUGUCAGAUGGUGGGUCGCGUCUCGUUUUUCUUUUCUAACAUACAUGCUUGAAUAUAUCAAUCUAUUGAUGAUCGAAACAUACGGGCCGAAAUCUAUCCAAAUUAAGAACCUUAUUGAUAAAGCACAGGCAAAAUCAUAUCAGCUUCAGUUUCCCAAUAGGAUUUUUAAAAUAUACCACUCAAGGCUAAUUGCGCUGCAUUUUAAGCAGGAAUACUUCAUGUGUGAGGUAGCCGUGUAAGACACGACAUUUACACUAGAAAACAGGGCGCAAGGUAAGCAAUCACAUUCGUAUUUAUGAAAGUGGUCGACAAACAACUGAAAGAGGACGUGUGUUCUAAUGUGCGGAUACACUGGAAGCGCGGCUGGAAGCGCAUGCGCGAUGAGACACCGGCGUUUCCCUGAAGAUAGGCUUAGGAGGGAGACAGAGACGCUGGAAUAAAUAGAUAAGUAAGCAAAUAAAUAAAUGCAUUCCAGAAGGCUGCACAUCUCAGUGGCAGCCGUGGGAUGGAGCAGUACGCGUGAUCUCCGGGGAGCAGGUUUAAGGCAAGUCAAACCGUGUGCUCAACGGUUUCGUGGUUUCCUUCGGCAAUUUUAGAGGGUUUCAGUUUCCUUUCUUUAAUCUUUUUUCCCCCCAUGACCUCCACUUUAGUUUCCACUGUUAACCUUAUUAAGAAAGAAGGCUACUCCCGUCACUUUUUAUACACCGAUGCACGGCGAGGAUAAGGAAAGAGGAGAGUUGAAAAAUGUGACAAAGGAUUACCGGCGAGGUAUUCGGAUGGAAAGAGCCACGCAAACGGCGUCCCUAAGCCCGCCUGCUCGGAACUGGCUUCUACUGCACGGAGCGGCGCUCUCUUCUGCCUGUUGGCUUCGGCCGCCCCUGAUCUGAUGAGAAGGGGCACAGCGUGGGCAUCAGCUGAACCAAGAAAUUUGCUCUUCGAAGCCACCGGGGACUCCACAGGAUUAUCAGCAGUAACCACAGGAUGCAGUAGUAAGCUGCAAUGACAGCGAGCACCACCUUCUGGUUCCUGGAACAAUACCUUCACCUGUACUAGGAUGCUUGCUCUGGACCAGACCCACCCAAUUGUUUCUCCUUUUGCACGGCUCACUGCCCACCAGCCCAAUCGCGCCUUCAGGCUCCACCAUGAAUGAUGAGCAGAUCCUCAACAGCAACGCACUGGCCUGGCUGGUCUGCUCAGGCGUCUCAAUCCUGGCCAAUACCUGGGGGAUACUGAGUGUGAGCGCCAAACAAAAGAAAUGGAAGCCCUUGGAAUUCCUAAUUUGCACAUUGGCUGGCACACAUAUCCUGAACAUGGGCAUUCCCAUCACAAUGUAUUCCGUCAUCCAGCUACGACGGCAGCACUCAGACUAUGAGUGGAACGAGGGUCUCUGCAAGGUGUUUGUAUCCACCUUUUACACUUUGACACUUGUCACAUGCUUCUCUGUUACUUCUCUGUCCUAUCAUCGCAUGUGGAUGGUCCGUUGGCCUGUCAAUUACAGGUUAAGUAAUACAAAGAAGCAAGCAGUUCACACAGUGAUGGGCAUAUGGAUGGUCUCUUUCAUUUUGUCUACACUACCAGCUGUGGGAUGGCAUGACACCACAGAGCGCUUUUAUGCUCGGGACUGCCGUUUCAUUGUCACUGAGAUAGGCCUGGGUUUUGGAGUGUGCUUCUUGCUCCUGAUUAGUGGGAGUGUCAUCAUGGGAGUAGUUUGCAUUGGCAUUGCCCUUUUUCAGACUUUUUCAAUCCAGACUGGACACAAUAUUGAUAAGAAUAAGUUUAAUGUCCCAACAAUAGUUGUGGAGGAUGCUCAGGGGAAGCGAAGAUCAUCCAUUGACGGUUCAGAACCCAUCAAGACCUCUCUCCAAAUCACUUAUUUAAUCAGUGGAAUAGUUUUUAUCUAUGAUUUUUUAACUGGAUUCCCAAUUUUGGUGGUGAGCUUUGCCAGUCUGAAGUACGACCGCUCCUACAGCUGGAUGGUCCUCUGUGUGCUCUGGUGCUCCAUUGCUCAGUCCAUCUUACUCCCGAUGUUCUUGUGGGCCUGUGACCGCUACAGGGCCGAUGUCAGGAUGGUCUGGGAGAAGUGUGUCGCCAUAAUGUCCAAUGAUGAUGUUGAUGACGAAAACAGCCAGGAUGGAGGAAUUCAUCCGGAGUUAAUUUAUGACAGACCAUAUGACUAUAGCUGCGCGGCGGAUAUUGUGACGGUAGACCGUAUUGCCAAGUAUGAAUUCUCCGCCCUAGAAAGGGGCGUCUCCCAGAUUUACCCAAUGAGACAACUGCAGGAAGAUAAAAUGCAGUAUCUGCAGGUGCCUCCUACCAGAAGAUACUCCCACGACGAAACCGACAUGUGGAACAGCGGCCAGAUCCCAGCCUACCUCCACCGCUGGGGGUCCACCGAGAACAUCGUUGGGAUCCCACAUUACAGCUCUCCUCAGCACGAGAGACGGAGAAGCAGCCUGGUCUCUUACCACGAGGAGAACCUAUCAUACCACAAGAGGAGGAAAUCAGAAGAGAGCGUGCUAUCUUUGAAGCAGCUCCCCCGAGAGGAGCGCUACGAGGACGACCUGAGGUGUUUCAGCCGGGACGAGGUGGUCAACUUUAUCGAUGAGACACCACUACCUAGCCCCAUGAAAAGCCCUCUGCGCUCUUCUUCCAUUUCCCUCAUCCCAGAUAUCUAUGAGCAGCGUGCUGGACUAUACCCUCACUUUCCGUUGACCGAUUUCGAAAGGGAACCACAAGUCCUGCGCCGGCUGACAGAGCAGGGGAAAGGGCGUUUGGCUGCCGGGGCGGUGUCUGAAGUGUCAAAGAGUAAUGAGACAGCAUUGUGUUCUGGGGGCAAUGGUACGGCAAUUGCUGGCAGCAGUGUUAGGGACCCACAGAACACCCAACAGUCAGCCCCACUGCCCUGUAGCACUCUGCGUACUGGCGAUCAUUUUGCUGGGAGGUUACGGACAGGUCUCAGUGGGAGCAGUAGCUGGGGUGAUCAGGACAAACUGAGCAAAGUCGAGAGUCGGGGCAGUACAAACAGUUUCUUGAGCUCCCCUUCGGCCUCUUCUGGCUACAUCACCUUCCAUUCAGACUCCAUUGGAUCAGCAUCUUAGGCAAAACUGUGCUGCUCUCCAGCCAAUAGCCUUCUUCCACUGAGUGUGGAAUGUUAAUAGCAUUUUAUUGUUAUUUCCUUUUUUGUAUCAUGUAAAAGGUUUAUCAACAUGGAGCUUCUUUGCGAGCACCAAAGAUGAUAUUUUUUGUCAAUUUUGUUGAAUACAAAAACUUUUUUUAAAAAAAAAAGGAAAGAAAGAAAAUAAACAAAAAGAGGAUAUGAUACUUGGUGGCUUUUCGAUUGUUUUUCUUCGUACCAGCUCAGAUAGACCCAGAGGAAGGUGUAUUUUUACUCAAAAGGCAUUAUAAGAAGUAGACGUCUUUUCCACUCCUACUUUGGAAAACUUAACUGGAGGCAAUAAUUUCCUGGGUAUAUUUUAGAAAAUAGAUAGAUAGAUACUUCACUUUGAAAGCUCAGUUCUGGUGGCAGACCAGCAAUCAGAUAGAAUUCUUUUUAUUACCACAGUUAUUCUUAAGAAUUUUAUGGAUUUUGUAUUCCUGGGCUGGAAGACCAAAGCCAUAUUUAACUUAUGCGUUGUUUGGGCCCAUAUGACAAGAAAAUAUAUUUUCAAUAUAUUUUUUAUAUAUAUGGGACAUACUUUCUUAAUAUAUAAAGGGUGAAAAUAAAUAAAUACAAGAAAAAGGUACAGCUUCAAAGUUGUGUCGUAAUUUGUGUUUUAAAUAUAUGGCGCAUAUGUUCAGUUCUGUUUAUGCUUUCUUGUUAUUACAUACCAUGAAAAAUAUGUUGCUUAUAAAUAAAUAAACAUAUACAAGUAUAAUAUUUAAUUUCAUUCUGAUUUAAGGAACUGAUUAUGAAAACUUUUCAUAAAAGUGAAGUUUUUUUUGUUUGUUUUUUUUUUAUAGGCCAGGGGCUUUAGAUGGUUUACUUGUCUUUAUUUCUUGUUGUUGAUGUUCCUUAUCUAUACCCUCUCUGAGUGUCCCUUGAGCACUGUAGUGCUAACAGCUUGUGCUUCUUGUGAAUGGAAGCCAUCAAGUGCCCGUUUUGGAUAAAAGAUCUAGAAUUUCUACUUCUUGCCUCCCUUUUUAGUCGUAAAAGUGUCUUGUUUUACUUUGCUGAUUUUCACUAAGCUAGUUUUCCCUUCACUUUGCUUAUUUUGUGUGUUUAUUUAGGUAUUCUGUUUUUGUUAAUUUUCUACAGUUCUUUUUGUGUUUCAAUGUUUUUACACAUGCUUAUUUUUUCCUUUUUAUAUUUCUGUUGUUGGAUGGCUCUUGGGUUAAGCUGCCUUCUAAUUAAGAUCAGUGUUUUUUGCCUACUGAAUUCAAUCUAUUUUUAUAUAUUGCAGACUUUUAGAGCCUGAACACAAAGCCCUUUAUGGAUUUGCAUAUAAGAAACUAACAGUAAAAUAUAAAGCACCAUGUCACAUAUCCAUUAACCUAAGCACAUCCAUAUAGAGAUUAACAGAUAAAAGAAAAACAUAAAAUUAUUUUAAAGUUGUAUAGUCCUUUAAAUUAGAGACUCGUAAUUCUGAUCGUAAUAAAGUCAUUAGAGAAAAGCUUAGCUUGAUAUACCUCCUUGGAAAAAUAAAUUUCAGGUGGAACCAAUGUUCUCGAAGAAAAAUAACAUCCUAAUCCAACUAACUAAGGCCAACUAGCCAUCCAGCCUUAAUGUAAUAUAAUUCAAUGUAUUCAUAAUUCUUAAAGAAUCCUAAAAGACAACAGGUUAAUAAAAGCUAUUCAUGAUGAUUGCCAUUAGUGACGAGCAAAACAGCUGAGUUUCGUGUUGCAUGCAGUUUUGUGAAAAUUACACUAAAAUCCAUUUUGCAUGCAAUUUCUCAAUCGUGAAACAAGAUCAUUUUUAAAAAGAAUUUUUGAGGAGCAUUUUUUUUUUUUUUUUUUUGGGGUGGGUGGAAAACAAGGAACGUUGCUCCCCAAAGCCUCAUUCACACUUCUGAGUUCACCUGUCUUUUUUCUACAUUUGCAUAAUGCAGGUAAUCCACAAUACACCAGUAAAACCAAAUAUAUUUCAUGGCUGUAAUUUACAUUGCACUGCAGAGGAGUGCAGGAUUUUGUUUUUAAUCUGACAAACUGAAUAUUUUUUGCAUGAAGGCCCACCAAAAAAGCACCAUUGUAUGCAUUACUGUGUUUUGUCUGCACUAUACAGGAAGUCACCACCGGCUGUUACCUAGCAGCUGUCCUUUUCAAUUUCCUGACUCCUGCAGGUGAGGCAGAGCAUAUUCAUGAUCCAGGCGCUAUAAAGGAAUGUACCAGGGAUUGUUUCUGUCUCUGUAUUGAACACAUUCCAGUAACCAAGAACGUCAUCAUAAAUGACAAAGCAGGUACCAUUCUGCCGGAACAACUACAACAUGUACGUCAUGUCUACAUGUGACAGGAAAUAAGUCCAGCUAUUCUUUUUUUACUAGGGAGAUUUAUUAAGCACUAUGUCUGAAUCUGUCAAAUAUCUGAAUAGAUGGUGCCUCUGUCGUGUAUUUGUAGCAGUAAGAGGUACUGAAAGCAAGACUGUUAUGUUAACAAUAAAUUCCCAACUCAGGUCAGACUAGAUCAGUUUUCUCAUAUUAUUUUCUCAACACUGUUAGCUUAAAGUGGCAAUUUGUCACUGUUGUGGGUGUUGAUGGACCCCUUAUCCUAUUUAAUCAUGUUGAAUUCUCACACCAGAUAUCUGAUCUGCUACACAGACACAAUGCUUCCCUGGCAAAUUAAACACAUUUUCACAUAUUUACUGUUUUUAUUCCUCGUACUCACUGCUUAUUCAAUGAGGAUGAAGAGUUUUGUUUUGAGUAAACAUUUCACAAAGAGAAAAAUCACUUAGUUUCUUGCACUUUUAUCACAUUAACACAGGCUACCCAAAAAUAUCUCAUUCAAUAAAUUUUCCAAAUCCCUUGACUCCUGUGACAAUAAAGAUAAAAGGCUUAAUUUGGAACACAAGCAGAGAUAAUACCGAGCACAAAGGUGUUCAUUGAAUUUCUAAGCACUAGAAACACAGGUUAUCCAUCCAGCAGAGUAACAGGGAAUUGUAGUUUAACCUGGCACCACGGGACACAAUACUGAACAAAGUGGCACACUCACAUCUCCAACCACACUCUUUCAUAUGUGACCCAUUUAAAGUCACCAAUUAAUUACACAUAUGUCUUUGAAGUAUGGAAAACAAGAAGAGCUUGGUAUGGGAUGUGCAUACUCUACAGGGCAACAGAACUAUGAGGAAGCAUUACUGACAAACUGUGCUUGGGUUUGGGCUCUCCAUGAUUUGUUCUGACUCUAACACAACACAACCAAUACUUAAGAUAUGAUAGUACUCACUGCGCAUGCCAGUCCUCCAAAUCUAUCAUUUCUUUUUCUUUUUUUUUCUUUUCUCCUAUGCAGAGAUCAAACUGGGCGGCAUAGUGACUGGUAGUAAGGAGAAAGAGGCUAAUCUAAUAAAAAUAGCAAUUUGUCAUAUAAAUGAAUUUAUCAGUCUUAAUCAAAAUCAUCAAUUUUAUCAGUAGACCUUCCAAUAUGGAAUAUCUCUCUGUGUUAACACAAUUCUGCAGUUACCUUUUAAUUGAUGAAGCCACUUGUUGCCUGUUUAUUAUUCUGUAAAAAGCAGCCCUGUUUUAAGAUUUGUAAAUCAGAAUGAUAAGGUUUUCAUUACAAGUUACAAAUAUUACAAGUAUAGAAGAAAUAUGCAGAUCCUGCCUCAAUUAAGUCAAUUAUUUGGCUUGAGAUCUGCAGUCAGGCUGAGCCCCAGAAACCCAAUUAUGAUGAAGGCCACUGACAUCCAUGAUGCUGCAAAAGCCCCCAUUUCUUUUUUAACUGUUAAUUGGACUCCAUUUCCUAUAUCAAUCAGUUGGCAUAUUAUCUAAAAAAAGUACAUAGCUAUUAAGUGGAUCUACUGGCUUUGUUUAAGGCCUUUACUGUUCACAACGUCCUUUGCUAUUUUCCCAUUGAAUUCUGUAUGGUACUGGUUUCUCUGUAGACAUUAUUUCAGCACGUUAAUGUAUUUCUGAUUGCGCAUUUUGUCUCAGGAUGUCUGUUCUAAAGCAAGUGUAUUUUCAGUCCUGUAUCCACAUUAAAACAGUUCAAUCAGCCCAAAAGUGCUGUAAGCUACUCAGUUAUACUGUAAAUGAGUAUUGGAUGGCUUCCAAGAUGCCUAAUCAACCCAAAAAGGAACCUCACAGGAAGAGCUUUACUUCAUGAAGGUUCCAUUAAUGGCAUCAUUUUCCACUACAUCCUUGUCGGCAGAUUGUACCCCUAGUCCAGCUUCACUGUGGGCCAAGCAGCAAUCAAGAACUGUUUUCUAAAUAUUUCAAUCUUCAGUAAUUACUUGUUUUCCUUUUGUUAACUCUCAAUAUUCCCUUGUUAAAAGUUUUCUGACCACCAUGCUCCUGUAACAUAAGAAUGAAGCCCUUUCAUUAAAAACAAACUCCAGAUGUGUGCCCACUUUAAUUCCCCUCUGUAUUUUACCAUGUUUUAUUUACUCUUCCUGGCUAGAUCUAUAUUGCCAUAGGCGUCCUUUAUUUUGUGCUACAGCAAAUAGAAAAUGUUUCCCAACAUUUUAAUAUGACUGUGCAUUUUAAUCAUUUUUAAGGUCUUCAUUUUUGUCUCCAACAAUAAUAUUUCUACCUAAAACACUGUGGAGUCUUACCCUAACAGACGUUUUCCUUGCUUUCUCAGACAUCCAAUUGAACACUCACUUGCAAAUUCCCUGCUUUGUCAAAGACACCUUGAAUUAAGAGAUUUACAGAAGGAAGCAAACACAGGCUUGCCCCUUCCUGUGUUAGUCUGUUUCUUUAUUUGAAAAACAGAAGUGCUAAUGAUUCCCACUCUUGGAGAUCAUCAGAUCAGUAUAAACCUGUUCAACAAUAAAGUUCCCAUAAUCUGAAAUCUAUUCUUAAUCUUCUCUUUAUGAACCUAGAGAGCCAAUGACAUCCCUUAGGAAUCAACAACUCAGCAAGCUUCAAAAGCUGUGCUUUGGCAAUUGGAAAACUUGAGGAUAUCUUUGGGGAGCUUGAUCUUCAUGUUACACACUCAGGAUGUGAAUUUAAGCAAAACACUAGAUGCUUUUUAAAUUAAAAAGAAAACUGUACAUUGUGUUUUUAUAAUAAAAUGCCCUAAAGGUGUUAUUUUUUGAAUGAAUGUGUUAUGUGCCAUAAGAAUGUUUUUACAGUAUUAUUUGAAAAACACUGUAAACAUUAACAUUCUUUGAAGGGGUCCUACAUGAGUGACUGAUCAUUUGAUGCACCCUGCCCUAUGAUGUUUUAUUCUUAAAAUUUUGUUCACUGAUAAUUUUGCUAUCAAAAAAAAUGAAUCAGCUGUUAAAAACUAAAAAAGAAGCUUGUUUAAACUGAUCUUUGUGUAUUUCUGCAUUUGUAACAUAUGGUGUCAUCCUUUUUGGUGAUGUUUUAAUGCCUUGCGAAAAUGGACAUUUCUGGGUCCAGUGAAAUUUGUUUUAAAGGAUAAUAUUAAAAAGAGGUUUGCUCACAACUCCAUUUCUUAUUGGUGGUACACAGAUAUGGAGAAUGUUUAAGGUUCUGUUCUCUAACGAACAAAAAAUAAAGAAGCUGCUUAAAAAC